Molecule: messenger RNA, 1428 nt
Organism: Notolabrus celidotus (New Zealand spotty)
Lineage: Eukaryota; Metazoa; Chordata; Actinopteri; Labriformes; Labridae
Product: platelet-activating factor receptor-like
Exons: 2
Coding region: 116-1255 (379 amino acids)
Biological process (GO): G protein-coupled receptor signaling pathway; chemotaxis
Cellular component (GO): membrane
Molecular function (GO): platelet activating factor receptor activity; G protein-coupled purinergic nucleotide receptor activity
Source: RefSeq, a predicted model, not a curated record
UCUACACUCAGAAAUAUAUGCACACCCACUCUGAUAGUUUAACUGAACUGAAAGCAACUGAUACAUCGACGGUGUUCCCACACUGAAGGUUUCAGAGCAGAGGAAGAAGUCUGAAAUGCAGACAUCAACGGGAACAUCUUUUUUGGAUUCUCCAGCAGAUAACUGCUCAAUCUUCCUGGACUCUGAUUUUCGCUAUGUCCUUUUCUCAGUCGUCUAUAGUAUCAUCUUCAUCCUGGGCCUCUUUGCUAACAUCUACGUGCUGUUUGUCCUUCGUGGCCUACGUGAUGCAGACUCCUUCGGAGAAAUUCGAAUCUACAUGACAAACCUGACAGUCGCUGACCUCCUUUUUGUGUGUGCCCUUCCUCCUUGGAUUGCAUAUUAUGUUCGCCUUGGGAACUGGGUGUACACAGACUUCAUGUGCCGGCUGACCGGCUCGUUGUUCUUCAUCAACACCUACUGCUCUGUCCUCUUUCUUGGAGCCAUCAGCGUCAACAGAUACUGGGCAGUGACCCGGCCUCUGGAUGCAGCCUCGUCAGACUACAGACGCCGUGGGAUCAUUGUGUCUGUUGUCAUCUGGGUGACGACCACAUCAAUGGCUAUACCAUCUUUGGCCUCUUCAGGGAUCCACACUGACUCAAACAUCACUCGCUGUUUUGAAGGAUACCAAAACCAAACUGAUUUUGAGAAGAAAACAGUGGCUGCCACUCAUUUUGCCAUAAUUGCAGUAUUCAUUGUGGUCUUUUUUCUUGUGGUGGUGUGUAACUUCCUGAUUGCACGGGUACUUCUGUCUAGAAACCCUCUGUCAGAGUUCAGGUCUGCAACAUUGGCAUCUAGGAAGUCCAAUGGUGUGUUGCCUUCAUUUAAAAGGCCAAAAGGGGUAAAACGGAGAGCUCUGCAGAUGUUGCUGGCUGUGGUUGGAGUGUUUGUUCUGUGUUUCCUGCCUCACCAUGUCAUUCAAGGCCCCUGGACACUGGCAGUGCUGCAGAUCACAGAGGGCUGGGGCCAGGUGGAGUGGGACCAGCAGACUCGUCAGGGGCUCAACGACACACAUCAGGUCACUUUGAUUCUUAUGAACCUCAACUGCAUUCUGGAUCCUGUGGUUUAUUAUUUUGUCACAAAGAAGUUUAGAAGGCUCAUAAAGGCUCACAUAAAAAAGUUGAAACAGAUAGGUGGGUGCUUAAAGACUUCACAGCUCUCUAUGGACAACAGGAAUCAGAGCCAGGAGUUCAGAGCCGACACUAAAAGCCAGAAUUGAAUAUAUUUUAACAUAUUUGUAUAAAAAUGUGGUAUGUUGUUACUUAUGUUUAAAAUUGCACUUUUUAUGUUGCCUGUAAGAUUAUGACCUAUGUUUUGUAAGCAUUUUGAGACUUAAAUAUACCGGUGUUUUAGCCUUUUAGUGAUAAUGAGAUAUAUUACUCCUUCAUGAGA